Molecule: messenger RNA, 614 nt
Organism: Ostrea edulis (European flat oyster)
Lineage: Eukaryota; Metazoa; Mollusca; Bivalvia; Ostreida; Ostreidae
Exons: 4
Coding region: 135-557 (140 amino acids)
Source: RefSeq, a predicted model, not a curated record
CGUAUAAGAGAGACGUGCAUUCUAUGCAUGAGCGACUUCGUGACAAGACUCAUCUAACGUUUCUCCCAUGAUUCCUUUUGUUUUUAACUGUCAUUGCCUACAGCCAUAUUAACAUAAGGCAGUCGUCUGCGAGGAUGAACCAUUCUGGAUUAUUUGCAGUGGCCUUCUGUUUCAUAGCAACAAUAUGCAUAACUUUAGCACAAUUGGAAUGUGCGAGGUAUGCACUGUGUGUCGACAGUAUGUUCAAGAAACCGAACGUGAUUGAGACACGCUUCAAUAACUCUUUCAUCGAUUCGGUUAAGCUUCUAGAGCGAUAUUCGUACUACAGAUGCGACCCUGCAGAAGAGAAAUACAGUAUUGGGGCCAACAGCAAAGAGUGGUGGGUUUUCCGAGGUUGCGGAGGGGUUUUUGAAGUGAAAGAAUGUGCAGAAGACGCCAAUGUUGCUCUGCAACAGAAACCCAAAGAGAUGAUUAAAAACCACCAUCGUGAAAUCGACCGGAAGUGUCGUCAAGACCUUGGGCUAGUAAAACCAGAGAAAGUAUCCGAGUCAUUUUAAGAUGUCGAAUUUUGACUGUGCUCUUCAAGAAUAAUAAAUGAAUUUAUUUAUUGUCAA